Messenger RNA from Perca fluviatilis (European perch), 4495 nucleotides. Its product is annotated as phosphatidylinositol 3,4,5-trisphosphate-dependent Rac exchanger 1 protein-like. Gene Ontology annotation, biological process: intracellular signal transduction. Lineage: Eukaryota; Metazoa; Chordata; Actinopteri; Perciformes; Percidae. The record is from RefSeq and is a predicted model, not a curated record. Gene Ontology annotation, molecular function: guanyl-nucleotide exchange factor activity; protein binding.
GCAUCGCUCGCUCUCAGCUGGUGUUGCGACCACACAGCCAGGCUCUCCGCUUGUUGUUUGGUACUUCUGGUGAACUUUAUCUCCGGCGUGUGUGUGUGUGUGCUGCGUUGCGCAUCACUGCUCCUGAGGGUUUUGGAAAACGUGCUGCUGCAAGAUGGACUGAAUUGCAACAACUCAGCAAAGUGUGGAUACUUAGAAAAAAGAAGAGGUAUUUCUGUAGAGAGCAACCUUUCUGAGGGUUGAAUUACCAUCAUGGAAGAGGACGACGGGCAUCAUGAGAACGGUAUCCACGCCACCAAGGACUCGGACCGACAGCAGCGGCUCAGGCUUUGUGUUUUAAAUGAAAUACUUAACACCGAGAGGGAUUAUGUUCGGACAUUGCUUUUCCUUCAGUCGGCAUUUUUGCAAAGAAUCAGACAAACUGCAGAUGACCAACAGUGUCUCUCACCAGACCAUGUCAAGAUUCUGUUUUCAAAUAUUGAGGACAUCCUGGAGUUGCACAAAGAGGUGUUGUCUGCAGUGGAGGCCAGUCUGCAGCCCGAACCCCACCCUCAGCAUGCACUGGGACACGUGUUCCUCCAGUUUAGGGAGAGUUUCUCCGUGUACGGCGAGUACUGCAGUAACCAUGAGAAGGCUUUGCGGCUUCUCAUGGAGCUCAACAAAAUCCCCAACAUCAGGACCUUCUUGCUGCACUGUAUGCUACUCGGAGGGAAGAAAAGCACAGAUAUUCCUCUGGAGGGUUACCUUCUCUCUCCCAUUCAGAGGAUCUGCAAGUACCCCCUGCUGCUGAAGGAGCUGCUGAAGCGGACCCCUAAGAAGCAUGCUGACUAUCCAGCAGUGGAAGAGGCUCUGCAGGCCAUGAAGGCUGUCUGCUCCAACAUCAAUGAGACCAAGAGGCAGAUGGAGAAACUGGAGGCUCUGGAACAGCUGCAGUCCCACAUUGAGGGCUGGGAGGGAACCAACCUGACAGAUAUCUGCACAGAGCUGUUGCUUCACGGAAAUCUCCUUAAAAUCUCAGCAGGCAAUAUCCAGGAACGUGUCUUCUUCCUGUUCGACAACCUUAUGGUUUACUGUAAGAGAAAGUCCAGGGUUUCUGGAAAGAAGUCGACCAAGAGGACCAAGUCUAUCAACGGGCCCCUCUAUGUGUUCAGAGGCCGAAUCAACACUGAGGUGAUGGAGGUGGAAAAUGUGGAAGAUGGAACAGCGGACUAUCACAGCAACAACUACACAGUGACUAACGGAUGGAAGAUCCACAACACUGCUAAAAACAAGUGGUUUGUCUGCAUGGCCAAACAUGCAGAGGACAAGCAGAAGUGGCUGGACGCCAUCUUGAGGGAACGGGAGCAGAGAGAAUCUCUCAAGCUUGGAAUGGAGCGGGAGCCCUACGUGAUGAUUGCAGAGAAGGGGGAGAAGCUCUACCACAUGAUGAUGACCAAGAGUCGGCACCUGAUUAAGGAUCGGCGCAGGAAGCUCAGCAUUGUACCCAAGUGCUUCAUGGGAAAUGAGUUUGUGUCAUGGAUGAUAGAGAGCGGAGAGAUCAGUAAGCCUGACGAGGGGGUUAACCUGGGACAGGCCUUGCUGGAAAAUGGCAUCAUUCACCAUGUGUCGGACAAGCACCAGUUCAAGAACGAGCAGGUGUUGUACCGAUUCCGCUACGACGAUGGUACCUACAAGGCCCGCAGUGAGAUGGAGGACAUCAUGUCUAAGGGCGUCCGGCUGUACUGCCGCCUUCACAGCCUCCACACGCCUGUUAUCAAGGACAGAGACCACCAUCUGAAAACCUUUAAAUCUGUGGUGCCUGCCAGCAAACUGGUUGACUGGCUACUUUUGCAGGGAGACUGCUCGACCCGAGAGGACGCCGUGACGCUGGGUGUGGGGCUCUGCAACAAUGGCUUCAUGCACCACGUCCUGGAGAAGAGCGAGUUCAAAGAUGAGUCCCAGUUCUUCCGUUUCUAUGCGGACGAGGAAAUUGAGGGAACCAGCACCAAGAGCAAGCAGCUCCAGCGCAAUGACUUCAAACUCAUCGAAAACAUCUUGGCAAAGUCCCUGGUGAUUCACCCUGAGGAAGAAGACUACGGCUUUGAGAUUGAGGAGAAAAACAAGAGCAUUGUGGUGAAAUCUGUCACCAGGGGCUCACAUGCUGAGAUGGCUGGCCUGCAGGUGGGCAGGAAGAUCUACACCAUCAACGAGGACCUGCUGUUCCUCAGGCCCUUCUCCGAGGUGGAAACCAUGAUCGGCCAAGCCUUCUGCAUACGACGCUCCCUGCGGCUGCUGGUCGCCACCAAGGCCAAGGAGAUUGUGAGGAUCCCUGACAACCCAGACAGCCUCUCCUUCAGACUCUGUGGCUCUGCCCCUCCUCAUGUCCACGCUGUCAGGAAAGGCUGGGAGGCGGUGGGGGCGGGUCUUCAGCCCGGCCAGGUCAUCCUUAAGGUCAACGGCAACAACGUCAACCGCAGUGACUACCAGGAGGUCCUGGAGCACUUCACCGGGCAGCGCACACACCAGGAGCCUCCCCAAGCGUGUCAGUGGGUGUAUCGUACAUUUGAGGAUGUGGAAGAGCUCCAAAGAGAAAGAGGUGCAGGUGAGAAGGAGAGCCCUUUCAGUCCUUAUCCAAUGGAGAAUGGUUCUGACCACGAGGAGAACGGCACCAAUGGAACAGACCACCGGCUGGGCACCCUUUCCCUCUCUGAUGGGUUGCCUCUGGUUAGUAUGACGGUAGAUAACGUCCAUCUGGAGCAUGGCGUAGUCUAUGAAUAUGUCAGCACUGCCGGCAUCAAGAGCCACGUCCUGGAGAAGAUGGUGGAACCCAAAGGCUGCUUCAGCCUUACUGCUAAGAUCCUGGAGGCAUUUUCUGGCGAUGACAGCCUCUUUGUUCGCAAUUGCAGCCAACUGAUCUCCCAGAGUGACCGAGUCGUUACCAUGCCUCAGUACGAGUUCAGACAGAUCUGUGACACCAAGUUGGAGAGUAUCCGACGGCGUAUCAGCAGCUAUCAGCAGUUUGCCCUGGAGCUGAGGAACAAGGCGUGGCCCUCCUUCAGACAGGCCGGCGGUCACCCUCACCCACUGGGCUGCAUGGACUUUGUUCCCACCAACUGCCACAUCAACUUCAUGCAGGUCUCUUACCCAAAGAGCACUACCACUGCUGGCAGGACUUUCAGUAUCCGCUUUGGGCGCAAGAACUCCAUGUAUGGCCUGGAUCCUGACCAAGCACAACUGAACCCCAUGUCCCACACCCAGCAUUGUUUGACCAGCAUGGGAGCUCCUUCCUGGAACUGCUCUGGCCUGGAAGGGGACGAGGCAGACUGCAGCAGGGAGGUGACCAUGGAUGGAGGCGAGGGGUUGAUGGACAGUCUGCGUGGUGGCCACGGAGAUGGCGGUUUGAGCUUCCUGCUCAAACAGGAAGACACAGAGACCCAGGACUCCUACAUUCACUUGUACAGCCGCCUGGAUGUUGCUGUAAGGGAGAUGAGGCAGUAUGUCGCUCAGAUCGAUGUCCUCUUGUCUUCUAUCACCGAGCCCACGCAACUCCAGGGUGAGGGUGGGGAGCCUCCGGUUUACGAAUCAAGUCAGCCACCCUCUCUGGCCCCCUGCGAGGAUGGCUGCGACCAGGACAAAGUGGAGCAAGGCGGCAUUAAAAGGGUCUGCUUCAAGGUAAACGAGGAGGACCAGGAAGACUCGGGACAUGACACAAUGAGCUACAGGGACUCCUACAGUGAAUGUAACAGCAACAGAGAUUCAGUUCUGUCCUACACCAGUGUGCGAAGUAACAGCUCUUACCUGGGGAGUGAUGAGAUGGGAUCAGGGGAUGAGCUGCCGUGUGACAUGAGGAUUCCCUCAGACAAACAGGACAAACUGCACGGCUGCCUCGAGCACCUUUUCAACCAGGUUGAGUCUAUCAACAGCCUACUCAAAGGACCUGUCAUGACCAAGGCCUGUGAGGAGACCAAGCACUUUUACUCUGACCACAGCCAACCAGAGUUCCGCCAAACAGAAGAUUGGACGGUUCGUUGUCGUUACAUUAUCCACAAGAACAUCCAGGAGGACCCUUGGAACCUGCCUAACUCUAUCAAAACACUUGUGGAAAGCCUGCAAAGAUUUGUGGAUGAUGGAAAGAACCAGCUUCUCCUGGCUCUGCUGAAGUGCACAGGUAGAGUAACAUGUCAGUGUUUAAUAGAAACCAGUUCAUAUUCAAAGCAAGGUGCUGGUGAAUAAUCAAACUAGAUAAAACCCAGUUCUAAUUUUCCAUAAAAUUACCAGAUGAGUUGUCAAGACAGGCUGGUGCAAUCACUCCGCAGAAGUCAGUCUCAAGCAGAAGGAAACGUCUCAUAACUGGAGUAUUUUAAAUGAUUCCAACAGUUUAGAGCAAUUUGCAAAUGAGAUCAUCUAUCAUAUGAAAAUACAGCCAGUUCUACACCAGGACAUCUGCAAUUCCUUAAAACAUCUUCAACGGUUAUUCAAUUACAACAAAAAUAUUUAUUUUAAAUAUCUUUAAUAC